This is a messenger RNA of Dovyalis caffra, 303 nucleotides long. NCBI's taxonomy places the organism in Eukaryota, Viridiplantae, Streptophyta, Magnoliopsida, Malpighiales, Salicaceae. The record is from the annotation of a GenBank genome assembly.
AUGGGGAAUUGGUUUGCAAGGAAUUAUCAGACGGUGCACCCACUGGACCAAGAUGGCGAGGAUGCUAAAACCAACCUCGUUAGUCCAUCAUCAAGCAGUUUAAGAAUCAAGGUGCGUAUGACCACAACGCAACUGAAGGAGUUGAUGGCACAGGCACACUUGAGCCAAGGCAAUUCGGAGCUUGGUAGCAUGAUCCUGCAAGCAUGCUUAGAUGGCAGGUAUCGUGCUCGUGUUGUCGCUGGUGAUGGAAGUUUGGUGGCAUCAGAAUAUGCAAGGAAUUUAUUUACCAUCGAGGAAGAGUAA